UGCAGCACCGGAAGUAAAUCUUUGGCCCUAGCAGACGUGAGAAAGCUAUGGCGGUUGAUGCUGCAACGGAGUUGCUUUUUCUAGAUACUUUUAAGCACCAGAAUGCAGAGUUAACCAAUGUGGAUGUGGUCCGAUUUCCUUGCGGGGUCCUAAUCACCGAGGUGCGGGUCAUUCCUCCUGGGAUCAAGGCACACAGCAAUUUACCUGACAGUCGAGCAUUCGGGGAGACUUCGCCUCAUGCCUUCCAGUUGGAACUGUUCUUUAAUAAUGCCACCAAACCCAACAGCCCUACCUUCCACAGACUGGGCAGUUUGGAAUACGAUGAGAACAAGUCGAUUGUGUUCAGACCCAGUGGAAAGGUAAACACAGAUGGCCUCGUUCUGCGUGGAUGGUACACCAGUCUGACUUUGGCGGUGUACGGGACUGCAGAGCGCUCUCAUGGUCAUGACCAAGGCUCGCCUCCUCCCCCGCCUCCACCUCCCCAGCAACCAGCCGGACCCAAGAGAAUCAUCAAACAAGAAUGGGAAAAAGAGGACCAGUACAAUGGCAGCCCUCCCAGACCAGCACCAAGAGGACCUCGCACUCCACCUGGACCUCCUCCCCCUGAUGAUGAUGAGGAGGAGCAGGUCCCAGUGGCAGUGAGCGGGAUCAAAAGUGAGCCGAGCGAGGUCCGUUGCGACUACCUGGAGGCCGUGUCGCCGGAGAGAUCGUUGCCCGCCGACGAGGCCUACUCAGAUGCUGAACAAGAAGAAGAGGGGGAGGACGAGGAAGAAGAGGAGGAGCAAGAAGAGGAAGAAGACACGCGGACGGAGGGGAGCGCUCAGGAGGAGGAAGAGGAAGAGGAGGAUGAAGAAGAUGAGGGUGAGGACGAGGAAGAGGAGAUGGAGGAAGGUGAUGAUGGUUAUGAGCAGAUUUCCAGUGAUGAAGAUGACCUGGAUAAUGGAAGCUUCAAGCUGCCCGCCUUUGACAUGGACUACACUCCCGAGGAUCUUGCCUCUGUGCCACCCGUCCAGUAUGACCCGUACGAGCGAGAACUUAGGCCGCUUGCUUUCUUCACCCCUCCGUACAAGACUCAUUUUGAGAUCCAGUUUGAGAAGGCUAGCAUGGAGGAGCCCAGAGACGCUGGUGGAACAGAAGGAGCAGCAGCAGGAGGAGAGGAGGCAGAGGCUGUUACUCACCUAAAAGAACUGCUGGCCGAUAUUGGCGAGGACAGAGACGCUCGCUGGGUCACUGCUCUGGAAGAAGCACCUGGACUACUCAACAAAGGGUUGGCUUAUUUAAUUAAACAGGAACAAGGAGAUGCAGAGGAGCCUCUUAGAGUUUUAGUCCAAUGGGCUCUCCAAGCUUUGAACAUGGAGAUCGCACUCACACAACCCAUUGCCCUGAAUCUCAGACAGUUAAAAGCAGGGGCGAAGCUGGCAUCCUGCCUGGCAGGGUGUCCGCAGGGCCUCACUGUAUUGCUGCGGGAAGGCGCCCUGAAAGUGCUGCUGGAGCUGCUCCACGCAGACCACGUGUCCUCCACGCUGAAGCUGAGUAUCCUAAGAACAUUGGAUGGUCUCAUCAGCUGUCCUGCGGGGGUGGAGGCCUUCCUGCACGCAGGAGAUUCAGAAAAGAGUGGCUAUCAGCGUCUGGUCCAGCUGUUCUUGCAUGAGGAAACCGUUCGGGUCAUAACAGCUGGCAACGCCGUGUUGCAGAAAAGCCACGUGUACGAGGUGCUUGUCGACCUACAACAGACAGCAGCAGCUUGGAGUGAAACUCAACAGGAGGACAUGGAGGACGUUGAGAGCCCCUUGGAAGAGGAAACGCCACUGGGCUCCUCCUCGGUCAGUGAGGCCGAGCUGGAUAGGAUAGCAGGUGUUCUGGAGGAGCUUCAUCACCUGCUGGAAUCUGCUUCUCAUUCCAUGGUUCAACCGCCGGGGAAAGCUUUCCCAACUUCUGCCAGAAUAACAGGACCACCAGAGAGGGAUAACCCAUACCCGACACUGUAUAGGUACAUGCAUGCCUGCCAUUUCCUGGAAAGCACAACGUUGGUUUUGUCAGCGGCGGCUGCAGCGGGUCACGUUGGUGUCACUCAGGCCGUCAAAGAGCUCCUACGCUUCCUGUCACUCACCCAGUCGGGCCUACUUUACCUUCUGGCCCAGCCAACUCCAACCAACCUGCUGCUGCGUCUCCUGGCAUCGGUGGCAGAAUCUGAAGGAGAGGACAGCGCAGGAGGGGAAGGAGCCCUCACGGGGCCGGGGUACGGGGAGGAGGGGUUUUGCAUGUGGCUGAUGCAGGCGUUGCAUUCUCUGCAAGGAGUGUCAGAACUCAUGAGCCACGUUGCUGCCGGAGGAGAAGGCGGCGCAGGACUCGAUGAAGGAGACAAUUCCGAAGUUCUGGGCAUGCUUCACGCACUUUACCUGAUGACUUUCACACAAACUGGCCGCAGCGCCGUGGCUCACGUUUUCAGCUUGGAGAACAACCUGUCCUGUCUGGUCACACUGCUCCAGCACCACAUCAAGGAUGGACAGGGUGAGACCAAAGCUCGCAAGGCAGUGACCUAUAACUACGCCUGCAUGCUGGUUCUAAUGGUAGUCCAAACCUCAAAUGAGCUGCGGAUGAUGGAACAAUAUACCACUCCUCUUCUUACCAUUGCCAAGGCGGAUGACAGCAACGUCAAGCUGCAGGAGCUGAUCAAAUGGCUGGAGCCGCUGGAGAAGCUUCGCUUUGAGAUCGGCAGCAUUCCUUCCCUUAUCGCUUACAUAAAACAGAAUUUGGAAAACAUAUUAAAUGCUGAAGGAAGUGGACUGGUGACAGCUUUGAGGGUCCUCUGCCACAUUGCUUGUCCUCCUCCUCCAGUGGAAGGUCAGCAGAAGGAUCUCAAAUGGAGCCUUGCGGGUGUCCAGCUGUUCUCCGGAGAGGGCCUGGAUACAUGUGUCCGUGUCUUGCAGAAACUUUGCAGCGUGCUACUGCAGCCAUGGCGCUUACACGGUCACAUGGGCCCCACGCCGCAGCGCUGCAUGAUCCUCAGCAUAUGCAUCAGCACCAUCAGGCUGCUGCGCACCAUGCUGACGGAACUGCUGUCUGGGGGGACAUUCCAGCUCAGGGACAGUCGCGUCGCCAACGUGCUAGUGACUCUCCACAUGAUCGUGUGUUCGAUCCCCGCCUCUGGACGGUUGGACGGCGAGGAGACCAGGGUCCAGGCGCUCAUUGUUGAUGUGCUGCUCACUUUUACGCAGGGUGUCAAUGAAAAGGUCACUCACACCGAAGAGACUCUGGCCAGCAACACGUGGUCUCUGAUGCUGAAAGAGGUUCUGGGCUCUCUCCUGAAAGCUCCUGAAGGUCUGUUUUCUGGGUUAACCCUGCUGUCUGAGCUCCUGCCUCUCCCGUUGCCCAUGCAGAGCACACAGGCGAUCUCUGUUCAGGAUGUGGCGAUAGCUUUGAACACGAGGAAGCUGUGGAGCAUGCAUAUUCGGGCUCAGUGGAAAAGCCUCUCUGAAGUGUUGAAGUGUGUGUGCACCACCAGCUGCCCGCCUCUCCUGGCCAUGCUGAGGAGAGUGUCCGUCCAGCUGGCAGACCUGUCGUCUCCCACGGCAACACUCAUCAUGAAGACGCUGUUGGAGAUGCUGCAGGAAGAGCUCCAGCCGGCUGAGGGGAAAACUGUGUGCUGGGGCCAGGUGCUGCGCCUGCUGUCCCUGAUGGACGCCCUGGUGUCGCAGAGGGCUUGUAAGAGCGCCACGCUCCAUUUGCUGUCGGGCUCCGUUUCCGGCGAUGAACAGCUGGCGGAUGUGUUCCCUUUGCUGUUGUCUCUGGUGGUUCCUCCUGCUGGUCACUCCUUACCACAGCAGCAGUGCAGCGUUCUAGUUGGGACAAUAUUCCAGUCACUGUGUGACCAGGACAUAUCCCUUGUGGUGUCACCUCCCGGGGAAGGCUGUUUGUCAGAGGUGGAGCUGCUUGCCAAUGCACUGCCCGGGCGAGAGAUGAUGUCAUCGGUCUGCACGUCCCUGUUGGAGGUUUUAGGCAAUAAAGAGAGCAGCGUCCCACUCCUCCUCACCUGCAUCAGGACUCUGACGUUCUUCACAGAGCACAACUAUGGAAUCUACCACCUCAAAGUUGCUUUGAAGAAGCAUAGUACCGAGGUGUUCUCACUUCUUAAAAGACUAGUUGCGACCUUCAGCAAAGAUUCAGCAGAUUUGCUCUCAGCUCUGCUCGACUUUCUCAGACAGAUCGUCAACACUGAAGCAAUGUGUGUUGAGGAGGGUCAGGGCUCCAGUGAGGAGCCUGUUUUUGUUCCUCCACGACUUCUGUCGCCCUCUGAGAUGAAAGCUCUGCUGCAGUGGGAGGAGCCUGAGUCUCAUCCAAUAACCUCAUUGGAGAAAUUGUUAACUAAACUUUGUAAAGAAGACGAUUCCAUGGAAACCAUGUUGGAAAAUGUGAUCGUUCUGAGGCAGACGCUGGAGGUGGCGUCAGACACAACUCCACUGACUGAAACUGAGCCCAUUCUGCCUCCUCCAGAGACACUUGCAGCUCAGUUUAACCACAGGACCGUGUUCAUUCUGUCUGAGGCACUGGAUGAGCAGCUGAAGGCUCUGUGGUUCUCUCCUUUCCAAACGGAUGACAUAGAAACAGAUCUUGACAUGGUCAAAGUGGACCUGGUGGCUUUGGCACAGGAAUGUUGUCCAGAACUCGACCUGAAAGCCGAGUUGGAGCGCUCCUUCCUGUCUGAGCCGUCUUCCCCGGGUCACACCAAGGCUACCAAAGGCUUCCGACUGGGCAAACACAAACAUGAGACCUUCAUCACAUCGAGUGGUAAAUCCGACUAUAUUGAACCUGCCAAAAGGGCUCACAUCAUGCCCGCUCCUCGAGGUCGUGGGGGUCGAGGAGGGUUUGGACAGAACAUGUCGCGUCCCCAUGACAUUUUCCGCCUACGGAAACAAAACACAUCCCGUCCUCCCAGCAUGCACGUGGACGACUUUGUUGCAGCCGAGUUUAAAGACAUUACCACCCCGCUCGGACUUCUGCCCAGCAAACGCCUCCCCAAGAGCAUCCCCAAGCCCCCCACCAGAGGACUGUUCACUGGGAACAGAGGCAGAGCCACCUUCCAUAACCAGACUCGCUUUUUUACCCCUCCACAGCCGAAAGCUGUUCUGCUAUCAGUAGGUAACUACACGCGAAGGGAAGGAGGCCGUGGUUCCUCAUGGAGUGGUCAAGUUCCAACAAUCACCCACAGAGGAACCUACAGUGAACCCCGCGGAGGCCAGAGCAACUUCGCCCGAGGACCUCUGCCUUCCCGACAACCCCCUGCGAGUGCUUAUCGUCUGGCUAUUCGUGAUCGAGCUCCCCGGGGCAGAGGAGGCGCUGGACUGUCCUGGCUCAGCGGGGGAGGAGGUGCUGGGAACGCCGGUGGAGUGGGAGGAGGAGGAAGAGGAUCUCAGGGGAGCAAAUUCAGCGGCGGCGGAGGAAGCGGAGGUGGGAGGGGCAGGCACGUCCGAUCCUUCACCAGGUGAACUCACCUGGUGGAUAGCUGCAGCUUCUUUUGACUGGAAAUGGACCAACCAGGAUGGGAUGUCUGCCGUCUCCGUGGAAACAUGGUUGUGUGAUGUUGUUAUACAGACUGUGGAUGUUUUACGUUUUGUUAUCAUGAGGCGUGUUUGGAGAAUAAAGGUGGUUGUAACUGGU
Oryzias melastigma (Indian medaka) is the source of this 5658-nucleotide messenger RNA. It is a transcript of the gene virma, whose product is annotated as vir like m6A methyltransferase associated. The transcript is spliced from 27 exons. NCBI's taxonomy places the organism in Eukaryota, Metazoa, Chordata, Actinopteri, Beloniformes, Adrianichthyidae. Gene Ontology annotation, molecular function: RNA binding. Gene Ontology annotation, cellular component: RNA N6-methyladenosine methyltransferase complex. Bases 48 to 5486 code for a protein of 1812 amino acids. The record is from RefSeq and is a predicted model, not a curated record.